Molecule: messenger RNA, 1177 nt
Organism: Lucilia cuprina (Australian sheep blowfly)
Lineage: Eukaryota; Metazoa; Arthropoda; Insecta; Diptera; Calliphoridae
Exons: 3
Coding region: 186-908 (240 amino acids)
Source: RefSeq, a predicted model, not a curated record
UAUAAUACGUCACUAAAAAUCCAAUUGGUGUGUAAUCAAACAUUUCUAUUUCGAUUUUUUUACUUUUGUUGCUAUUUUUUCUCUAUAUUUUUGGGUGUGUGUAAAUAAAUGAAUUUCCGUUAAACUUAUUAAAUUAAAGAAUAAAAAAGCUUUAUACAAACAAUAACAAAAAAAGCAUAAUAAACAUGGAUAAAAAAGAAUCGAUGGCAUUGUGUAAAUCAUCGCCAGCAGUGGAAUAUAAAAAUAACACUUGCCCUACUACUAACGCCAAUACAACUUGUGUUAGUACCUCCUCUUCUAACUUUUCAUCAUUUAAUCUACAUAUAACAGCUUGCUCUUCACCUUAUUAUACACAACAAAGUGUAAAUAAUCAACCAGCGAUUAUUAACAGUAACAUCCACCAACAAGCACAAAACGGUCGUAAUUAUUUGCCAAACAAAUUAGUCGGCAAAAAUCUAUUUGAUUCACAACAUUUUAAGUCGUCUAAUAACAAACUAAGCAAUUUGGGCGUAUUGCUGGACAAACGCGUAAUUGCACUUUUGCUGUUAUUUGUCGGUAUUAUUGUAUUCUAUAAAAUGGUUAUUGUCACAAUGCCCUAUGCGAAUACAGAAAGUAUAAUUGAUUUGAAAAAAUUGGCAGCAAGUCGUUACCAAGAUGCCAUAGAUUGGGCCACCGAACACAAUGUUAACAGUAUUUUACAACCUUUAUUAUGUGGCUUAGCUGUAGCCAUAUUUGGUUAUACCUUAGUGUAUUUAGAUAGUAAUAUACCGGGUAUAAGUCCACCAUCACCAUUUUCACCACGCAAAAUGUUACAUUAUUACCAACAAAAGAGCAGCAUACAUUUGGGCUAUUUAACUGCCUUAGCCAUGGGUGUCAUUGUAGGAAUUUUUAUGUAUUUGGAGAUCUAAAUUUGCUAAGUAAGGAAAUUUUUCUUUUGCAGAUAUAAAACACCUCAGUGUAAUUAUUAUUAUUUAUUUAUAAAAAAAAAACAACUACAUUAAGAUUUUAAAAAGCAAAAGGCACAAAAGUGUAAUAUUUUAAACUCAUAUAUGAAAAAAUCCUUUCAUUUAAACUCAUAAGUACAAAGUAUUAUAGUUUCUUUCAUUUAUCAUUAUAAAUCAACUAAAACUUAUUUAACUUCUUUCCUACUUAAAAUGCUUUAACACCUAUUAGUUAG